UUAUUUCGAUAGAAAGUAGAAACUAUGGUCUCUCAAAAUCAAAUAAAUUAAACACUUGAUUCAUUCAGCGGGGGAGGCUUUUGUUUUUGUGCGAUGAUGGAGGAUGAUGAACCUUUAACCCCGGGGGGGAGGCUUUUCCUGCAGCCACAGAUGAACCAAAUAAUACACUGCGUAUUAGGUCUGAAGAACCCAAUAGAUGUUGAAUCGGUAAAGUUCCAAGUGGAGAACUCAGUUAUGCUACAACACCCGAGGUUCUCAAGUGUGAUGGUUCGUGACCAUAGAGGCAUUGAGCACUGGCGUCCAACUAAAAUAGACAUCGACAGACACCUACUGGUGAUACACAAUCCACUCCCCACUUUCUCAUCAGACGACCACCAAUCAGCCAUAUGCGACUAUCUAUCAGAUUUAUCCACCUCAUCCACACUCAGCAUGGAUAAGCCUCUUUGGGAGAUGCAUAUCUUGAUACCACACAAGUGCGUCAUAUUUCGUAUACAUCACUCACUAGGUGAUGGGAUUUCUCUCAUGUCUAUGCUCCUCGCCAGUUGUAGGAAGCUUCAAGAUCCCCACUCCCUUCCAACCAUAUCUCUUCCCACUAAACCUCCCACCAAUUUCUUCAUCCGCUUCUACAAUCUCCUCGUUUCCCUCUUCUAUUCUUUUAUAUAUUUCUUACAAUUCAUCCUCCGCUGUCUCUGGAUUCGUGACCGCAAAACCGCCAUAUCCGGCGGCUCCGGUGUUGAACUCUGGCCCAGGAAGAUGGCCACUGCUACCUUUGCAUUGAAUGACAUGAAGACAGUCAAAGCUGCUGUUCCUAACGCGACCAUAAAUGACGUUCUAUUUGCAGUUAUAUCAUCUGGGAUAUCACGAUAUCUUGACUUCAGAAAACCUAAUGGGCUGCGAGACGGUGUUCAGCUGACAGGGUUAGCUAUGGUUAACUUAAGGAAACAGCCAGGAUUGCAGGAACUGUCUAAUUUGAUGAGAAACAAUUCAGGGGCAAGGUGGGGCAACAAAUUUGGUAUGAUCCUGCUGCCUAUAUAUUACCACAGAAGCAACAGUUCAGAACCUCUAGAGUAUUUGAAGAGAGCUAAAGUAAUGAUUGACAGAAAGAAACAAUCCUUGGAGUCUCAUUUGUCCUACAAAAUUGGAGAUUUUGUAAUGUCCACUCUUGGUGCAAAGUUUGCUAGCAUGCUAAAUUAUCGGAUACUCUGCAACACUACCUUUACGAUCUCAAAUGUGGUUGGCCCACAAGAGGAGAUUAUGAUUGGAGGCAAUCCUGUAACGUACUUAAGGGCAAAUAAUUCUGCCUUGCCUCAUGCACUUAUUUUGAAUAUGGUGAGCUAUGCUGGAAAGGCAGACAUGCAAGUGCAGGUGGCUAAAGAUAUCAUUCCCGAUCCUGAGUUUCUUGCCAAGUGCUUUGAAGAUGCAUUACUUGAAAUGAAGGAGCAGGUUACAGCCAAAAUCUGACAUUUGGAGAAAUUGUAUUUGUUGGAUGUGAAACAAAUAAAAUUGCAAUCAGUAUUAUUUGAGAUACAUAUGAUUACAUACAAUGAAUCAUCUAGUUUAGGUAGGAUAGCGUUUUGUUUCUUAAACAUCACAAAUAGACUGAUUUGUGAUCCAUUCAUCUCUUUCCUACCAGUUACCAUUGAUACUUUCAAGAUUACAGUUACAUGACCUAAAAGAACUUUGUGCC
This is a messenger RNA of Cicer arietinum (chickpea), 1687 nucleotides long. RefSeq names its product wax ester synthase/diacylglycerol acyltransferase 11-like. Gene Ontology annotation, cellular component: plasma membrane. The record is from RefSeq and is a predicted model, not a curated record. Gene Ontology annotation, molecular function: diacylglycerol O-acyltransferase activity. NCBI's taxonomy places the organism in Eukaryota, Viridiplantae, Streptophyta, Magnoliopsida, Fabales, Fabaceae. Gene Ontology annotation, biological process: triglyceride biosynthetic process.